Messenger RNA from Heteronotia binoei (common prickly gecko), 3181 nucleotides. It is a transcript of the gene CHMP7, whose product is annotated as charged multivesicular body protein 7. Gene Ontology annotation, cellular component: ESCRT III complex; cytoplasmic side of plasma membrane; multivesicular body. The transcript has 10 exons. The coding region runs from base 165 to 1517 and encodes 450 amino acids. NCBI's taxonomy places the organism in Eukaryota, Metazoa, Chordata, Lepidosauria, Squamata, Gekkonidae. Gene Ontology annotation, biological process: late endosome to vacuole transport via multivesicular body sorting pathway; vesicle budding from membrane. The record is from RefSeq and is a predicted model, not a curated record.
CCCUUUUCCUAGAGUUGGAUUCUCUCCUGUCGCCGGGUUUAUACGCGCAUGCUCAAUCUGGCGAUGGCGCAUGCGUGAUGUUGAUUCCUCGUCUCUGAGGAAACGCCUGAGUGAAGAGAGUAGAGAAGUGAAGGGAGCUAGGCCGAAGCCGGGGGCUUGCCUAGAUGUCUUCGCCGGAGGAGGCGCGUGUUGCGCCUCUCCCGGAGGGAGACCUGCCCCCGGAGUGGGAGACGGAUGAAGAACGAAUGGCUUUUCUGUUCUCUGCCUUCAAGCAGAGUCGGGAGGUGAACGCUACCGACUGGGAUAGCAAGAUGGGGUUUUGGAGCGAGCUGGUGCUGAAACGGGGGCGUCGCCGGGGAGAGGUCCGCACCUGUUUACGCGAGCUCCAGCAGGCCUUCGAGCGGCGGGGUAGCGUCCCGUUGGGGCUGGGCACCGUGCUUCGCGAGCUGCUCAGACGUGGCAAGCUGCAACGGGAAUCUGACUUCAUGACAAGUGUAGACAGCAGCUGGAUCUCCUGGGGUGUGGGAGUUUUUAUUCUGAAGCCCCUGAAAUGGACUCUGUCCAGUGUGUUAGGUGACAGCAAAGUGCCAGAAGAGGAAGAGAUCUUGAUUUACGUGGAUUUACUUCAGGAGAAGGCAGAAGAAGUUUAUCACCUUUACCAGAAUUCUGCACUGUCUUCACACCCUGUUGUUGGCCUGUCAGAAUUGCGUUCCUUGUGCACCACCCUCUGCCCAGAUGAAAGGACAUUCUGUCUAGUGAUGCUCCAGCUGCAGAAGGAAAAGAGAGUUACAGUUUUGGAGCAGAAUGGAGAUAAGAUAAUGAAAUUUGCACGAGGUCUUCAUGUCAAAGUGUCCCCAGUGAAUGAUGUGGACAUUGGAGUGUAUCAGCUGAUGCAAAGUGAGCAGCUGCUGUCACAGAAGGUGGAAUCCCUUGGCCAAGAAGCAGAGAGGUAUAAAGAGGAAGCCCGGAAUUCUUGUAGAGCUGGGAAAAAGCAGUUGGCUCUAAGAUUUUUGAAAUCCAGACAAAGAACAGAAAGACGCAUUGCAGAACUUCACUCCAAGCUGGAUGUUGUACAAGGGAUUUUGGAUCGGAUAUAUGCUUCUCAAACAGAUCAGAUGGUAUUUAAUGCAUAUCAAGCUGGAGUGGGAGCUCUGAAGCUAUCCAUGAAGGAUGUAACAGUGGAGAAGGCAGAGAAUCUGGUGGAUCAAAUUCAAGAGCUUUGUGACACCCAGGAUGAAGUAUCCCAAACUUUAGCAGGAAUGGGGAUCAAUGGCUCAGAGGCUGACACCGAGGAACUGGAAAAAGAACUGCAUAAUCUCCUCUUUGACUCUUCCAAAGAUCUUCCAGACCUGCCUUCUGUUCCCCAGAAACCCUUAUUUCCUGAGUCUGUGGUGCUUCCCAGCAUAACAGAUGCUGAGCUUGAAGCAGAGUUGGAGAAGCUCACAUGUUCAGAUGGAGGAUUGGGACAAAAGACUGACUCCUCACAGCCCAAAAGAGCUCUGGAAUUACAUCUCUAACAGCUCCAGAUCAACUUCCUACUGUGAAGAUGUCUUAAUUUUGGUGAUGAUUCUUAAAGAACUUGUGGAAUGUGGGCUGAUGCCCCCUCCUUGCUAGACAGCACUUUUUUUUUGUAAGAGACGGGAUGUACUGCCAUGACAAUCCAUCCUCUUUUAAACAGACCCCAACUGCUGUUGCUCUUGUCUCUUUCAUUGCCAAGCUGCAGUGUUGCUGAGCGACUUGUUCACCUGUGUUGCCAGUUAUGGCCUCUCUUCUCUGUCAGGUUGGCUCCUGCUGGGAUUCUAAUGUGCCAUCUCACCCUAUGAGGGCCUGCUUAACACUUAACAGAACUAAACCUAAGUGUGACAACCAUUGGGGAGAACUAAAAACACAGCAGGGUCAUGAUUGCUGUGGUGUCCAGCUGUGUUGUGUGGUUGUACAAAUCAUUUGGUGCACUGUAGAGACACUUUCUCUGACAGCCAGCUUUUGGCAACAAGCUUACACAUAUUGAUGGUCUUUCUGUUCUUCCUUAUCUGUGUUUGCACGGUUGUGGACAAUUUAGGUGUAUGACUGUUUUAUUGUAGGAGACUUAUUUACUGUUGCUGUUCCCAUGAGGGGGGUAGCACUAGCCAGCACAGAAUAAAAUAUUUCCCCAAUACUAGCAUAGCCUUAAAGGGACCUGCAAAGGAUUUUGAAAUGAAGAUGUUGCAUUUUUUGUUGCUGCUUGAAGAUGAUAAAAGUCUCUUGAUGUUUUAAAAGUGCUUUUUGGGUUAACUGGAGGAAAAGCAAAUGGUGCUUUGUUCUGGUUCAGUGGAAUGUUUCCUUUAACAGCCUCGGGGAAUUUAGGGUGCACAUUUGAACCAGAAGCAAUAGAUGGUGGCUUUGUAUCCUCCACAAAGUUCUUUUCUUGCGCGUGUUUGAAAAAUUAAAAAAUGAUGGAUUUGAACUGAGCUUCCGCCACUCCUGUGGCAUCUCCCUUGGAGUGUCACUUUUCCCCAGCAGCUCAAGAAGCAAUUAAUGUACCUGAUGAGCAAACAAGAACAGGAUGGUUUAAGUACCUGAAGAAAUGUGCAGUUGUUCUCUCCUUUGCAAGUCACUUUUCUCACUGCUUUAUGUGCAUGUGAGAAAAUGCAGGCCUGCUCUGUCUUGAGGGCAGCUGCUUUCUGCAUGGCCGAGUCACUGCUUGAGGAGGAGCCAAGCAGUCAUUGUGAAUGUCCUUCAGAGAGAGGCGCCAUGCUGGGCCGCUAUAGCAAGAACAUGUAGUAAGUAGUGGCUGUUAGUAAAUCUGCAGCCUGUUCUGUGACAACGUGUGUAUGCGAUUAGAAAUAAUGGCCUUAUGGUAUCUGCUAUUCCACUGAGUUUUGGGCAGAGCGGAGGAAAGCUUUGAAUGUUUUAUCAAGGAUGACACUGGAGCCUGAAUUUGGGAGAGGGGGAAACACUGCAAAGUUUUUACUUUCAGCACACUAUAUUGAAGUGGAUACUUUGCUGUUUCCCCAGGAUGCUUCUUGGACUUGCAGUCAAGAAGGCAUGUCAUGUGACCUUGCGAAGAAGGCCAGGUACAAAUGGGAUUUUGCAGAAUGAUUUUAAUGGCAUUGUGUUACUUUUGCUUAGUAAGAAGAUGAGAGGAGGAAAAGUAAUCACUGUUUUUUACCAAUGAUGUAAUAAAGGGAAGAAAAUACUUUAA